UUCCCGGUCUCCCCCUCCUUCGCAGUCAGCUGAGAGCAAAGCCACGGCGAGGGCGAGAGGAUUUUUACAAACCGGAGAGCAGCAGGAAAAGGGGGAGACACCCCCCCCACACACACCCCCGCAAAGGCACCAGGGCAGCAUGGCACCCCUUGGGCUCAAGGCUGUGGUUGGAGAAAAGAUCAUGCAUGAUGUCAUCAGGAAGGUGAAGAAGAAGGGCGAGUGGAAGGUGCUGGUGGUGGAUCAGCUCAGCAUGCGCAUGCUCUCUUCCUGCUGUAAAAUGACCGACAUCAUGACGGAGGGGAUAACAAUUGUGGAAGACAUCAACAAGCGCCGAGAGCCGCUCCCCACCUUGGAGGCCGUGUACCUCAUCACCCCAUCUGAUAAGUCUGUCCAUUCACUCAUCAAUGACUUCAAGGAUCCCCCUACUGCCAAGUACAGGGCUGCCCAUGUCUUCUUCACUGACUCCUGCCCCGAUGCCCUGUUUAACGAACUGGUGAAAUCUCGUGCGGCCAAAGUCAUCAAGACCCUGACGGAAAUCAACAUAGCUUUCCUUCCCUACGAGUCCCAGGUUUACUCCUUGGAUUCUGCUGACUCUUUCCAAAGCUUCUACAGUCCCCACAAGACCCAGUUGAAGAACCCAAUGCUGGAACGCCUGGCAGAACAGAUUGCCACCCUGUGUGCCACCCUGAAGGAAUAUCCUGCUGUCCGAUACCGAGGAGAUUACAAAGACAAUGCCAUGCUGGCCCAGCUAAUCCAGGACAAACUGGACGCCUACAAGGCUGACGAUCCGACCAUGGGCGAGGGUCCGGACAAAGCUCGCUCCCAGCUCCUCAUUUUGGACCGGGGCUUUGACCCCUCAUCUCCUGUGCUGCAUGAACUGACUUUCCAGGCUAUGAGUUACGACCUGCUGCCCAUCGAAAAUGAUGUCUACAAGUAUGAAACAAGCGGCAUUGGAGAGGCCCGCGUGAAGGAGGUUCUCCUGGAUGAGGACGACGACCUCUGGAUCACCUUGCGCCACAAGCACAUUGCCGAGGUGUCCCAGGAGGUCACCCGCUCUCUAAAGGAAUUUUCUUCCAGCAAGAGGAUGAACACAGGCGAGAAGACCACUAUGAGGGACCUGUCCCAGAUGCUGAAGAAGAUGCCGCAGUACCAGAAAGAACUCAGCAAGUACUCGACUCACCUGCACCUGGCUGAGGACUGCAUGAAACACUACCAAGGCACCGUGGAUAAGCUCUGCCGCGUUGAACAGGACCUGGCUAUGGGCACGGAUGCCGAAGGGGAGAAGAUCAAGGACCCCAUGAGGGCCAUUGUCCCAAUCCUGCUGGAUGCGAACGUCAGCACCUACGACAAGAUCCGCAUCAUCCUGCUCUACAUCUUCCUGAAGAACGGGAUCACCGAGGAAAACCUGAACAAACUGAUCCAGCACGCUCAAAUCCCACCGGAGGACAGCGAGAUCAUCACCAACAUGGCCCACCUCGGCAUGCCCAUCAUCACAGAUUCUACCUUGCGUCGCAGGAGCAAGCCGGAGCGGAAGGAGCGGAUCAGUGAGCAGACCUACCAGCUCUCACGAUGGACCCCGGUUGUGAAGGACAUCAUGGAGGACACUAUUGAGGACAAACUGGACACCAAGCACUAUCCCUAUAUCUCCACCCGCUCCUCGGCCUCCUUCAGUACCACUGCAGUCAGUGCCCGCUAUGGACACUGGCACAAGAACAAGGCCCCCGGUGAGUACAGGGCUGGCCCUCGCCUCAUCAUCUUCAUCCUGGGGGGCGUGAGCCUGAGCGAGAUGCGCUGCGCCUAUGAGGUGACGCAAGCCAGCGGGAAGUGGGAGGUGCUAAUAGGGUCCACUCACAUCCUCACCCCGCAGAAACUGCUGGACACGCUGAAGAAACUAAAUAAAACAGACGAAGAAACCAGCAGUUAAAACAAAACAAGGUGAACGAAACGACGACGACUCCACCUUCCUGGCUUAUGGCAGUCCUCCCAUUGGCUGUCCCGCUAAACGUUACUUUGCUGACCCAUGGCUCCAUCUCCCAGCCCCAACCCCGCGCUUUCUCCCUGUUCUUGUUUCUAGAAACCUGCCCAUCCCCCACUUGCUCCUCAUUUUAAGCAAAAGUGUUUGGGGGGGGGGGGGCAGGGAAGCAGAAACAAAAUGCAUUGUGUUAAAAAAAAAAACCCGAAAAGCAAAAAUAUUUAUUCUCUAUGUAUGUAGCCCAAAACCCCAAACCAAACGCAUUUUCAAAUAACCCAUUUAUGCAUCGCUAGAGAAGAAUUUUCCAAGCAUUUUUCCAGGCUGGAUGGAUUCACAUGAAUUACUUACAGCUAUGUGAUCUUGUACCUAACCCAGAUGCAAACACAACUGCUCCAUGUAGGAAUUUGCUCAAAUAUGGACUUGGUAGAGUUCUUUCCGUUACUGCUGUCAUUGGGGGGUUUUCUCAGCUUUUUUCGGGGGGGAGGAGGGGUGUAUGUGAUUCUUAAAGGUGUAGUUAUUUUGUGUUUCAUGGAGGAAUAUGUUAAAUUGGGGGUUACCCAUGAUUCCAGCAAACCUGUCCCCAAAUCUUCUGAGGCAUCCUCUGCUGACAGAUGUUGACCAGCCCUCCCCUCUCCCCCAGCAAGAUUCAGGUGAGCACAUCUGGACAGAUCAAUCAGAUUGCUGCUGGAGGGGUGACCUUUCGCUUUGCAUAUGUAGGCGGGGCUUCUGAGAACAGCCAAUCAGGACUUUGUUUGGGAGGUGGGGGGGGGGGGUAGAUGUGCACUGACCAAUCAGCUCGUUGGUCUAUCUCGCUGAAGGUGGCCAAUGCUUGAUGUUUCAGAGGAAGGGGCAAAAGCCAAACAGUGCAACGCGCUAAUUGCGAGCAAGUCGGGGGCAGAGCUGGGGGAAACGGCUGAGCUCCGUUCAAUGAUUGGCCGGUUGUGACCAAAACCAGCCCCCCCGCUUUAAAUUGGGAUCCUAGAGCUAUUUUGCAGGCAGAAAGAAGGGAUAUUUUAGCACUACCUCUCACCACAAAUUAUCGCCCACUAGCGGCGGAGCCCAAACCUGCAGGUGCCCAGACAUCCUUGUUAUACUAUACUGCUGCCCGUCCACAUCCUUUCUCCAAUGGUUUAACUCUUUUCAUACCCAGCCUCAGUUUGGCAUAUUCCUUAAAGAAAAAAAAAAUAUAUAUAUAUAUAGGGACAUAUUUUUUUUAAAUGUGUGGGGGUCAAAAAAAAUCUCUCUUUGCUUGCAAAAAAAUUAAUGAAACCAAGGCCGUUUAUAUCUCUGCAUUGAACUUAAGUUUAAAAAAAAAAAAAGAAUAAUAAAGUAAGCUAGAGGCUGUCACCUCCUCGGUUUCCUCUUGAGAUCCCUUCCGCGCUGGCCCUAGUAGUGCCUCCCCCGUUCGUUUCUGCUGUUGUCGUCCAGUAGUGAAAUGUUCAUGACUGUGGAAAUCGCCCAAACUCUCCCAACCCGGCCUCCCCAUGUCCCUCUUUCACAGCGGACUGCGUGUAUAUUAGUUACGGUGUCUUGUGAUGUUCUUACAAGCUUGGCGUAUAGUGGUUAAACUAGACCUUGUUACUUUUCUUUAACUUAUUUCCUCUUCCUUCUCCCACCACCACUGCAUUGCGAUAGUUUAGGGGUCCUUUCCCCCCCCCCGCAAGGACUUGAACUCCACUCCCUCCUCCCACCCCGCCCUUCCCAAAUAGAUCUCUCGGUUUCAUAGGUGUUUCAAUUUUUUCCUUGUCAUCGCCCCUGUUCCUGGCCCAGAACAUUAGAUAAGGGCAAAGUCUGUAAACAUUUGCACUGAUAUUUGUUAGUUAUUCCUUGCCCUUUCCCCUCCUUUUACAUUUUUUUUUUAAAUUAGCGUUGUACCUGAUUCAGGAUCUUGUCUGUUGGACAUUUAUUGCUUUUUUCUGUUACAGUUAUUUAUAUAAACAAAUAAUUUAUCAAAAAGGAAACAUUUUAAAAGCAUCUCGUCUUGGAACUUGUUUACCUAGAAACUUACUGGAAUCUAAGUGUUUGAAAAGUGUUGAAGCACAAACAUAUAUCAUCUCUGUAUAUCUGUUCUUCUGUACGAAAGCACUCAAGUCAAUAAAUAAAUACGCUCCCAUACAUGGUGCAAAAGGC
Messenger RNA from Malaclemys terrapin pileata, 4102 nucleotides. It is a transcript of the gene STXBP1, whose product is annotated as syntaxin binding protein 1. Gene Ontology annotation, molecular function: syntaxin binding. Bases 140 to 1924 code for a protein of 594 amino acids. The transcript has 19 exons. Gene Ontology annotation, cellular component: secretory granule; plasma membrane. Gene Ontology annotation, biological process: intracellular protein transport; neurotransmitter secretion; vesicle-mediated transport. Lineage: Eukaryota; Metazoa; Chordata; Testudines; Emydidae. The record is from RefSeq and is a predicted model, not a curated record.